AGGCACAUCAUACAGCUGGAACAGGCUGGACAGCAAGGGCAGGGAACACACGGACUGAAUCGGGAUUGCAUUACCUUCAACAGACAAUAAAAAAACGUUCAAAAUUGAUUGGAAUAGGAAUUACCCUCCUUUCUUCUUGCCAGUCCUCAUGGAGAAACAUAAAGUGUUGGAUCAGAUGCUUGCAGAACUGGAGGAAUUUUUAAAGAUCCUGGAUAAGGAAACCCUUAGCAGCACUGCUAUCGUGAGGAAGUGUCUUCUCUCAGAACUGCUACAGUCAUACAUGAAAUCUGCCGGUUGUGAUGAGGAGUACAUCUACAUGAACAAGGUAGUCAUCAGCGGCCAGAAUCAAGAACAGCUCGUAUUUGAAAGAGAUGAUCACAGUGACUCCUUAACCAAUGGGAGUUUGGGAAAACAUUCACCAGCGCCUCAGAAGAGCCUGCCUGAUCUUCCUCGUCCAAAACCAUGUUCAGACAGGGAGCCUCUUCCAGCACCCAAGCUGGAGUCCCCCGAGGGGUACUAUGAAGAAGCACAGCCGUAUGACACAGCUACCAAUGAUAUUGGUUGUUUCGGUAGACUUAUCAUCUCUGGAGCCAGGACACAUAUAGAGGCUGCUGAUGGUGUGAUUUAUGCUACGAUCAGCAGGGAGGAUGGUGAAGCCGUCAGCAGCUCCUAUGAAUCAUAUGAUGAAGAAGAGGUGACCAAAGGGAAAUCCACCACGCAUCAGUGGCCGUCCACUGAGGCCUCCAUCGAGCUCAUGAAGGACGCCCGCAUCUGUGCCUUCCUUUGGAGGAAGAAGUGGCUGGGCCAGUGGGCCAAACAACUGUGCGUCAUCAGGGAAAACAGACUGCUGUGUUACAAGAGCUCGAAGGACCAGAGUCCUCAGCUAGAUGUGUCUCUGGUUGGCUGCAGUGUUGUUUACAAAGAGAAACAAGUCAAGAAGAAAGAGCACAAUCUGAAAAUCAUUCCCAUUACUGGAGACGUGAUCGUCCUGGGGCUUCAAAGCAAGGAGCAGACCGAACAAUGGCUUAAGGCGAUUCAGGAGAUCACCACAAAACAAUCCGAAAUUCCUGACGGAUCUCAUUCCACCUCAGAUUCACCGCGCCUCAGAUGCACCAAAGUUGACGUACAUGAGAGACAUUCAGUAGCAUCAGAGAGUGGAAGCAGCACAGACAGUCACGCAGAAACCCCUGAGAUAAAAGAUGUUAAGAAAAAGUACGGAGCAGGACUAAAACUCAGUAAUUUCAUGAACAUCGGGAAAAAGAAGUGCAGCUCUUUGGACAGUCCAGAGAAAUGUGUCGACACGUCUGGUUACAUGAAUGUGCUCAUGAAUGACCAAUGGAGGACGCGAUGGUGUCUGAUCAAGAACGGACAACUUUACUUCUAUCAGGACAAGAGUAAAAACAAAGCUGCCCACCAGCCGCUGUCCCUGGGGGGGUGUGUGGUGGUGCCAGACCCGAGUCCAGAGCACUUGUACUCCUUCAGGAUACUGCAUGAGGGGGAGCAGAGGGCUACGCUCGAGGCGAAGUCUUCCGAUGAGAUGGGUCACUGGCUGGGUCUGUUAUUAGCAGAGUCUGGAUCCAAAACGGAUCCUGAGGAGCUUACUUACGAUUACGUCGACUCAGAGAGGAUAUCAUGCAUCGUCAACGCCGCUAAGAACUCUUUGAACCUCAUGCAGAGGAGAUACUCAGAGCCCAACACAUACACAGAUAACCUGCCUCCCAUUCAGAACGAUCCCGAUGACAUUUACGAUGAUGUGGAUGUGCCCGAACACACGCAAGAGAAUGCUGUGGACUCCUGGAGCCCUGAGCAGGAGAUGGACAGAGUUUACCUGGACCUGAUCCCAGUCAAGUCCUCCCUUCACACCUCCCCCAGCUGGCCCUCUCCUGGGGGCUCCCCUGUCCUGGGGAGAGCCUCCUGCCAAGCUCCGGACUCGGAGAGGGAGGGGGACAGCCAGUCUCUGGAAGGACCCAGCAAGGCAUUUCAACAGAGGACCGAUUCUGAACUACCACCAGCAAGGACCAACACUAAAACUCAGACAUCUACACCAGAAAUGGAUGUUGAUGAGGCCUCUCCAAAGACCACAAUUAAAAUUCAAUCCCAGCACCAGAAAAUCUUCUUCCCCAGUAGUGAGCCACAGAGGAAGAGCACAGCCAGUCCACAAGCUGUGAGAGUGACCUCUGAGACCCCAGACAAGACCAAGCUCCCAGCAGCAGGAUCACUAGAGACCAGACUGGGGAAGGGUCGGACUGAAGCAGAGAUCCGUCGCUUCACCGACGAGAGGGACAGGCUGGAGAGGGAGAAGGAGCAGAUCCGUAGCAGCCUGGCCCUGCUGCGCAAACACAAGCGAGAGCUCAAAGAAGACAUCAGCAGCUCUAAAGAUGCAGGCAGGCUAGCUGCUCUGGAGCGCAUGCUGAGGGACAUGGAGGAGGACUGUAAGCAGAAAGAGAGGCAGCGAGUGGACCUUGAACUGAACCUGAUGGAAGUAAAAGAAAGCCUAAAGAAAGCAGAAUCAGGGCCAGUAACGUUGGGGACAGCAGUGGACAGCAGCCUUUUAGAAACAGCAAGAUUACCAGAGGCAAAAGGAGCUACAUAUACAGCACCAGCAACACCAAACAAUGGAGAGGUUUUACCAGUCAACAGUGCAACAAAUUUAAAGAACAGACCCUUAUCAAUCAUGGCAGCAAGCAAGGGGAAUGUCUUACAGAAAGCAAAGGAAUGGGAGAAGAAGGCCACUGGUUAGAAAUCACCCUCCCCUAUACGGUCUGUAAUACACACUGGAACCUUGCGGACAGGCUGGCUGGAGAGAGCUGCUCUGGAGAGAUCCACCCUGUAAUACAGACUGGAACCCUGCGGACAGGCUGGCUGGAGAGAGCUGCUCUGGAGAGAUCCACCCUGUAAUACAGACUGGAACCCUGCGGACAGGCUGGCUGGAGAGAGCUGCUCUGGAGAGAUCCACCCUGUAAUACAGACUGGAACCCUGCGGACAGGCUGGCUGGAGAGAGCUGCUCUGGAGAGAUCCACCCUGUAAUACAGACUGGAACCCUGCGGACAGGCUGGCUGGAGAGAGCUGCUCUGCAGAGAUCCACCCUGUAAUACAGACUGGAACCCUGCGGACAGGCUGGCUGGAGAGAGCUGCUCUGGAGAGAUCCACCAUGUAAUACAGACUGGAACCCUGCAGACAGGCUGGCUGGAGAGAGCUGCUCUGCAGAGAUCCACCCUGUAAUACAGACUGGAACCCUGCGGACAGGCUGGCUGGAGAGAGCUGCUCUGGAGAGAUCCACCCUGUAAUACAGACUGGAACCCUACGGACAGGCUGGCUGGAGAGAGCUGCUCUGGAGAGAUCCACCCUGUAAUACAGACUGGAACCCUGCGGACAGGCUGGCUGGAAAGAGCUGCUCUGCAGAGAUCCACGCGUCUCCAGCAUGAACUGUGGAAUCCAAAACCUGCAUUUAAAAAACCCAUUCCUUUUGCUGUACCACUAAACCAACCCAAGUGACAACCAGCCAAAAUAAUCUUAUUGUUCGUGCUAUAGGCCUGUUCUUCUGGACAAGAACUCUAUGUAUGUUUACUGCAGAAAAAAACCCAGAACAAAGUAUAUUACUGCAUUAUUUAGGUUGUUUAAGAAUUGAGCGCAGGGUGUAUUGUGUGCCCCAUGUUGGCAUCCCCAUGGUUCUCUGCUAGAGCACGAGACGCAGGUUCUGCAGUUUGUUAGAGCAGAGGACUGGGAGGAGGGUGGAACCAUUAUCUUACAGUAUGGCUUAAUUUCCUGUUGCCUCAUUCUAAAUUCUGUGCACAAGAUUAAUUGAUGAGCUAGUCCAGGUAGUCAAAGGGUUUGCUUAUUUAUUUGACUUUUAUUGUGCUCUUUUCUUUCAAGGCUGCCAGCUUCGCUAGACACUUUAUUUUAGUACUUUUGAAAAUGUAUCACAGAUUCUCAGAGUAGGAAAUGUCUUUAGUUUAUUUAAAAAAAAAAAAAAAAAAAAGUUUUAAUGAUCCUGACAGCACAAGGUAUCAAGCCCCAUCAAAUAAAAAUGUACAGCUUGAAAGUAUUUUGUAAUUGCUGGGAAAAGUUUGAGUUCAGAUAAUCUUGCGUGAUAUCCAGGAGUGCUUUGUCCCCUGAUGAUGAAACUUUUAGAUCUUUAAAUUUUGUGAAAAAAAUGAAUUACAGUAUUAUAAAUCUACCACAUGCAAAAAAAAAAAAAAAAUAACUAAACAAAACACAAGUAAACAGGUGUAUGGAGUAAAGGUAUUUUCAGUAUUUACGUAUAAAUGUACAUUUGCUCCAAAAGUUGCAGUUUUGCCUAUGCAUGGAAUAGGCACAAAAAAAAAAAAACCCUCAACACAAACAGCUGUUAAGAGUAGUAGGAGGACAGGUUAAGGUUAUAAGGUCAUGUUAUGUUUGAUAAGUGUGGAACCGGAUAUUGAAUACAGAAUCAAAAAUACACAACCCAGCUCUUCAGAAGACAGAGGGACAAUGGUGGUCCACUAUGAAAGGCGCUAUAUAAAAUAAAGAUUGAUUGAUUGAAUGUUAACUCAAACACUGGUGUAUUUGUCAUUUUAUUUUAAUAAUAGUGUUCUGCGGUUGAACAUAAAGGUUGGCCUCUGAAAAUCAAUCAUUUCUAUAUGUUUUGGAUCAGAAAAAUCCCACCUUAAUAAACAAAUUGCAUGCAUUAGCCAUCCCGCUUUCUCCAAAGAAGGUCUGCUCUGGAACUAUGUGCACACAAUGUAUAUUUUCUAUGUAUGUAUUUUAUGUAUGUCUUCAGCAAGGUUGUAAAUAAGCUCAUCUAUAGUUUAAACAGUUACUUUGAGAUGUUGAUGUGUACCAGUUAUACCAGUACAGAUUUAUUCCAAUAAAUGGAUCAAUCAAAAA
This is a messenger RNA of Polyodon spathula (Mississippi paddlefish), 4867 nucleotides long. RefSeq names its product actin filament associated protein 1-like 2 (gene afap1l2). Lineage: Eukaryota; Metazoa; Chordata; Actinopteri; Acipenseriformes; Polyodontidae. Gene Ontology annotation, molecular function: SH3 domain binding; SH2 domain binding. Bases 149 to 2740 code for a protein of 863 amino acids. Gene Ontology annotation, cellular component: cytosol. The transcript has 20 exons. Gene Ontology annotation, biological process: positive regulation of interleukin-8 production; positive regulation of DNA-templated transcription; inflammatory response. The record is from RefSeq and is a predicted model, not a curated record.